UCAGCCUUGUUUUUAAGGUUAGUGACUGUGGAGACGGUGCCAAACGUUCACUCUCUCCCCUCCGUCAGUCUGUGCUGACCGCUGGAGAAGUCCAACUUCAGCCGGAGCAGCUCUCCUCUUCGACGUCCAUUUGUCCACUUUGUCUCCACCUCAGCGGGGAUGGUGUCCUUCGACGACCUCCUGGAGGAGGCUGGAGCCUUUGGACAUUUUCAGAAGCGUAUCUUCUGCGUGCUCUGCCUGCUCUCGAUGCCCUUCGCCGCGGUCUACGUGGGCAUCGUCUUCCAGGGCUUCACUCCAAACCACUGGUGCCGGCUCUCGGGUGGAGCGGCAGCGGCGGAGGUGAUGGAGGAGAAGAUGCAGGAGUGCGGCUGGAGUCUGGAGGAGGCUCUGAGGAAGUCGGUGCCGUUGGUCAACGUCUCUGGAGACGUGCAGCCCAGCAGCUGUCUGCAGUACCAGGUGGACUGGAACAGCACCACUCUGGGCUGCGACCCAACAGAUGUGGACCUCAGAGGAGCCCCGGUCUCCAGGUGCAAGGACGGAUGGUCGUACGGGUACAAAGGCAGGAGCUCCUUCGUCACUGAGUUUCACCUGGUCUGUGAGGACGCCUGGUUUGUGGACCUGUUCCAGUCCACCAUAAACGUCGGAUUCCUCGCCGGCAGCUUCGCCUUUGGUUACUUCGCUGACAGGUUUGGCAGGAAGAUCAGUUUCCUGGUGUCCAACAUCCUGAACGCGGUCUCUGGUCUGGCCCUGGCUCUGGCUCCAAACUAUGUCUCUGUCCUGGUGUUCAGGACCAUUUUUGGCUUUGGGACAAAGGGAGGCUGGAUGAUCGCCUACGUCUUCAUGACGGAGAUUGUCGGAGUGAAGCACAGAAAGACCGUGGGAAUCCUGUUCCAGAUGUUCUUCAGCGUUGGCCUCCUCAUCCUCCCACUGAUCGCCUACUUCAUCACUGACUGGCGCUGGCUGCAGGUGGCGCUGUCUGCUCCCUACGUCCUCUUCCUCGCCUACUACUGGUUGGUCCCUGAAUCUCCACGUUGGCUCAUCUCCCAGAAUCGUCUGUCCAAAGCUGCAGAGAUCACCACGGCCAUCGCCGACGAGAACAAGAGAAAAAUCACCAAGAGCUUUGAGGCUCUGACCUGUGAUGAAGGUGACUCUUCUUCAGCGUCUCUGCUGGACCUGUUCAGGACUCCAAAGAUGAGGAAGCACACCUUGAUUCUCAUGUUCAACUGGUUCACCAGCGCGGUGGUCUACCAGGGUCUCGUCAUGCGUGUGGGAAUCACUGGAGGAAACAUCUACCUGGACUUCUUCAUCUCCAGCCUGGUGGAGUUCCCUGCUGCCUUCCUCAUCCUCUUCACCAUCGAACGCGUCGGUCGCCGUCUUCCCUUCGCCACCGCCAACUUUGCAGCUGGAGCUUCCUGUUUCAUCACUGCUUUUAUCCCUGACUCUCUGCUGUGGUUGAAGACGGCCGUGGCCUGCGUGGGGCGUCUGGGCAUCACCAUGGCCUUUGAGAUGCUGGUGUUCGUCAACAUUGAGCUGUACCCCACGACGGUCAGGAACCUGGGCGUCUCCGUCUGCUCCACGCUCUGUGACAUCGGUGGAAUCAUCGCUCCCUUCCUGCUCUACAGACUGGCCGCCGUCUGGCUGGAGCUGCCGCUCAUCAUCUUUGGACUGCUGGCCUUCAUAGCUGGAGCUGUGGUUCUGAUGCUGCCUGAAACCAGAGGAGUCCGUCUUCCUGAGACCAUCCACGACGUGGAGUUCCCUCAGAGAAUAAUUCCAAGGUCGGUGGAAAACCAUCAGACAAGAACACUGAUAAAAACAGACCUGACUGUUAACAAGGAAACAACCAGCGUGUGAUUGGUCGACUGUCACGUGUGUGUAUAUGUGUGUAUGUGUGUGUGUGUGUGUGUGUUUUAAUAGAAUUGUCUUUUCAAAUCAACAUGACGAGUCACCAAAGGUAAUUAAAAAAACAUCUUUACA
Cynoglossus semilaevis (tongue sole) is the source of this 1974-nucleotide messenger RNA. Its product is annotated as solute carrier family 22 member 2-like. Gene Ontology annotation, cellular component: membrane. Bases 160 to 1851 code for a protein of 563 amino acids. The transcript has 12 exons. Gene Ontology annotation, molecular function: transmembrane transporter activity. The record is from RefSeq and is a predicted model, not a curated record. Gene Ontology annotation, biological process: transmembrane transport. NCBI's taxonomy places the organism in Eukaryota, Metazoa, Chordata, Actinopteri, Pleuronectiformes, Cynoglossidae.